This is a messenger RNA of Oncorhynchus mykiss (rainbow trout), 2267 nucleotides long. Its product is annotated as N-myc-interactor. The record is from RefSeq and is a predicted model, not a curated record. NCBI's taxonomy places the organism in Eukaryota, Metazoa, Chordata, Actinopteri, Salmoniformes, Salmonidae.
GGCUAUCGUGAGAAAUAUGCGCACCUUUCACUUUCGGUUUUCUCGAAAUGCACAGUGACGACCUUUGUUUUGAACGAACGACUACACUAGAUAGAUAGUGUUGACAGAACUUCACAAUGGAUGGUAUAGUCGUGGAGGUUCUUGGCGUCCCCAAUAUCCUUGCCUCUGAUAGAAUGGUUGACAAGCUCACUAUACACUUCCUGCGACCACGGAACGGGGGAGGAGAGGUGCAGAGAGUGCUGUUUCCAUCUGAUAGCCCGGGACAGGCCUUUGUCAUAUUUGAGGAACCAGAAGUGGCUGCCCGUGUCUCGCGGUUGACCCAUGUGUUGGAGGUGGACCAACAACAAUUUUGUCUCAAAGUCAGAAUAGUUGACAGGCCUGAGGUGGACAUGCCAGUCAAGGCAACUCUGGAUGUGAGAAUGUUCCCCAAUGACAGAGAGGUGCGGCGACUCCUAGACAUCCAUGGCUUUAAGGUGAACGAGCUUCAACAUGGUCAGCUGCUUGUCCAGGGCUCCUUUCUGAAGCUCAGAGCAGUGAAGGCCCAACUGCAGCAGCUCCUACACCAAGACAACCAGCCCCAAUACAACCCUUCCCCACCUAGCCUCAGUGGCCAUGCCUCUGGGACCUACAAAGAAUCCACCAGGAUGCACCAGACCAAUGGCACUGCAAUGCAUGCUGGGAACAUGAGUCCUAUGUAUGCUGGGAGCAGGAGUCCUAUUUCAGUCAAUGGAGAGCAGUUUGCACAUGUCCUGCAGUCUUCUUCCCCUACCAACUAUUCACGGGACUCAGGGUCACCUUGUAGCCUCUCCAGCCCCCGGAGUGACAACCUAUCUCCCAGUCUUCUGGCACCAGGGUAUGGGGCCAAUGUGACCCACAGGAGGAACCCAUCUCCCAGCAGGUCUCGCAGUGUGGUCUCCUUCCUAAUGGACGCAGAUGUGCUCCGAUAUGCCCAGUGCGUCAGGAAAAAAGACAUUGAUACAAUCCUUGUAAGCAACAACAUUCAAAUGAAUGUGCAGCCUAGUGAAUGUUCCGAUAUCAGUUCUGUUAGCCUCGAGGGGAAGAACCCAAAUGCUGCUAUGGAAAAGCUGCAAGACUAUCUCACUACACUCAACACAACACUACGCACCCAAGAAAUCCCACUGGGAACAAUCGAUCACAACGGGCAGGUUAGAAUUAGUAAACGGAUUCAGAAGUUUAAUAGUGUUUAUCCUACUGUCCUCGUCAAUCAGGUCGGAGAUAUUCUCCGCCUUGUAGGGCCUUCCAGGGACAGUUAUGACAUGAUGCAGAUUCUCUUGGGAAAACCCCUAGAACUUCCACCAGCCGGGCGAACAGGGAGGGCACUGGACAGGGGCUCAAGGGACAGGAGAAGCAGUUCUCUAUCGAGUCUGCCCAAAAGGAAGGAUGCCCCCAUCCCAUGGGAUCAUGACACUGCCCCUGUGUCUGCUGCUGUACCAGAUUACUCCCCCUCAAAGUACCAGGGUGACUCUGGGCAUGAAAGGACUGUACAGAGGGCUGGAAGCCCAGUACCCUAUACAUCCACCCCCAGUCACAGGGGAAGAAGUCACUCUGAUUCACAGGAGAAAGUAAAGGAGCAGAGAGUAACACAGAGGGACUUCUCGAGGCAAGAAAGGGUGGAUGAUGUGGUAGGGCCCUCUGCUGGAGCUCAGAUGCCAGUGAUGAAAAAGAAGUCAUUACUUCCCAAAAUUCCUACCAACAAAGCAGGUUGGAAGGAUGUGCUAUCAGGGAAAAAAAAGAAAAAGCCAUAACAAGUCACUAGUUUACAUUCUGACACCUAUAAUACAAUUGGCUUUAACUGUGUAUUUCUUGAAUAUCUUAUAUGUCAUGAUGUGGGGCAUAAAAUUGAUUAUGACAGAUUCUAAUAUGUUCUUUCUUGUGGUCUGUUUUGAAACUACUAUUGUUAAUAAAUGUGGUUGAUUUUAUUUAUAUUUAUUGAGGGUUAAAGAGAAUGACAAAUGUAUUAUAUUUGUAAAUCUUUUUUUGUUGCUGUGAUAUUUGUUAUUAUUUUCAUUGUGUUUGAGACUAAAUCACUUUCGAAAGGUUUUGUAUAAAAUAUGCAAAUGAAAACGCAAUUCGUUUCUGGAGUAGACUUUCAAUGUAGCCUAAUGAUUAAUCAUAAUCUAUCUGUGUUGAUUAUUUGGAACAAUUUGCCUAUUCUGGGAUGAUCUCAUUCAAUCACUUGUGGAAACUGUCAUGGAAUGUGUUAAUUUAAAUUCUUCACAUAGAUUAAAAUCAACAUAUUCUCUCUU